AGGAGGCAGAAAUCAGAUCCCUACACAAACUACCACCGGAUAGAGAAAUAGAUAGGUGCUAGCUGCUUCUAAAAACAGUAUAUACGUAUGGCGGUUGUGUCCACGUCACUCACCGGAACCGGAUCUCAACUCUCCGGCCACUUUUCCGGCCAGCGCAAGUCAUUUCUCAAUCUUGACAACUCCAACUCAACUCACUCUUUCUUCCAAAAUGUGGAUUCUCACCUCCGCCUUUCGUCUUCUCGGAAAGGCUGCCGUGGCGUUGUCACCAUGGCUGGCUCCGGCAAGUUCUUUGUUGGUGGAAACUGGAAGUGUAAUGGAACAAAAGACUCCAUAAGCAAGCUUGUGUCUGACUUGAACAGUGCAACGUUGGAGUCUGAUGUUGAUGUCAUUGUGGCGCCUCCUUUUGUAUACCUUGACCAAGUGAAGAACACACUAAUUGAGCGGAUAGAGAUAGCUGCCCAGAAUUGUUGGACUGGAAAAAGUGGUGCUUUUACUGGAGAGAUCAGUGUGGAACAACUAAAAGAUCUUGGAUGCAAGUGGGUUAUUCUUGGGCACUCUGAACGGAGACAUAUACUUGGAGAAAAUAAUGAAUUUAUUGGAAAGAAGGCUGCGUAUGCCUUGAGCCAGAAUCUUGGAGUAAUAGCUUGCAUCGGAGAACUGUUAGAAGAAAGGGAAGCUGGAAAAACUUUUGAUAUCUGUUUUCAGCAAAUGAAGGCUUUUGCGGAUGCUGUGCCAAGUUGGGAUGACAUUGUCAUUGCAUACGAGCCAGUAUGGGCUAUUGGAACUGGUAAAGUGGCCACACCAGAGCAAGCUCAAGAAGUGCAUGUAGCUGUUCGCGAUUGGCUUAGUAAGAAUGUUACUGCAGAAGUUGCAUCUAAAACACGUAUUAUUUAUGGAGGUUCGGUCAAUGGAGGUAACUGUGCAGAGCUUGCAAAAAAAGAAGAUAUUGAUGGAUUUCUCGUGGGUGGUGCUUCCUUAAAGGGCCCUGAGUUUGCCACCAUUAUUAAUUCUGUGACUUCCAAGAAGGUUGCUGCAUGAUUAUUUAGUUGACACACAAAAUGGCUCUGAGUACCUAGCAAACCAACAUAACACACACAGUGAGCUGUUUCUGUUUUGGGGGUAUUUUCUCCCAACUUUUCAUCCAUAAAUAUGCUAAGCAUUGGUUCAUUUUGCUUGGCAUAGCAAAUAAUUUGUAUUGGAACAUAAGAGUUUACGCCAUAUGUUGUUUUCUCGUGGAACUUUCAUAUUAUAGUUUGACAACUAGCAAUUUUGAAAUUGCAUAAGGG
Molecule: messenger RNA, 1286 nt
Organism: Olea europaea var. sylvestris
Lineage: Eukaryota; Viridiplantae; Streptophyta; Magnoliopsida; Lamiales; Oleaceae
Product: triosephosphate isomerase, chloroplastic-like
Exons: 9
Coding region: 88-1038 (316 amino acids)
Biological process (GO): glyceraldehyde-3-phosphate biosynthetic process; glycolytic process; glycerol catabolic process
Cellular component (GO): cytosol
Molecular function (GO): triose-phosphate isomerase activity
Source: RefSeq, a predicted model, not a curated record